AGAAAAUAACAAAAAAUAGAAAAAUUUGUUGAAAUAUGUUCAUCAUCUUCUUCCUCUCAAUCUUCUUUUGAUUCCUAGCUUCAAUCCAAACCCUCAAAUUCUUUUUUUUUGCGAAGUUCGGGAGAAACCGAGGAAGAAAACAUGGGUGGGGUGACAUCAUCAAUGGCUGCCAAGUUUGCCUUCUUUCCACCCAAUCCACCUUCGUACAAGCUAAUUAAGGAUGAAGCAACUGAUAUUUUGCUGCUGGACCCUUUCCCUCACCGCGAAAACGUCGACGUUUUGCGGCUCCCAACUCGCCGCGGCAAUGAAAUCGUUGCUGUUUAUGUUAGGUACCCCAUGGCGACGUCGACUCUGCUUUAUUCUCAUGGGAACGCUGCUGAUAUUGGCCAAAUGUAUGAGCUUUUCAUCGAGCUCAGUAUCCACUUAAGGGUCAAUCUCAUGGGGUAUGACUACUCUGGCUAUGGACAAUCGUCGGGAAAGCCGAGCGAGCAGAAUACGUAUGCGGAUAUUGAAGCUGCAUAUAAGUGUCUUGAAGAGAAUUAUUGUGCCAAGCAAGAAAAUAUCAUCCUAUAUGGUCAGUCUGUUGGAAGUGGUCCUACUGUGGAUCUUGCUGCUCGUUUACCUCGCCUAAGAGCUGUUGUUCUGCAUAGUCCUAUAUUAUCUGGGUUAAGAGUCAUGUAUCCUGUUAAGCGCUCUUACUGGUUUGACAUCUACAAGAAUAUCGACAAAAUCUCAUUGGUAAAGUGUCCUGUGCUGAUAAUUCACGGAACUAAUGAUGAUGUUGUUGAUUGCUCUCAUGGGAAGCAACUUUGGGAACUGUGCCAAGAGAAAUAUGAACCAUUAUGGGUGAAAGGAGGAAACCACUGUGAUUUGGAACUCUACCCCGAUUAUAUUCGGCAUCUCAAGAAAUUCAUCUCAACUGUUGAGAAGUCACCUUUCCGAAGAAAUGCUUACCGGAAAAGUACUGAUGGUAUUGAACAAUCUAGGAAAAGUACCGAAUAUUUUGAGGCUCCAAGAAGAAGCAUCGACCGCAGGGACAAACCUAGGAAAACCACUGACACCCGGGACAAGCCUCGGAAAAGUACUGAUACCCGAGACAAGCCAAGGAAAAGCGUUGAUAGGCCUGAAAAGUUUAAACUUCAUGAGUAUAACAAGCUUAAUAACAUGGAGAAGCUUGAAAAGCUUAAAACAUCGUUAGACCAGAUGGAAAGGAUGGAGAGAUCACGACGAAGUGUGGAAUACUUCGAUAAAUCCCGGACAAGCAUCGACGUCCAGCUAGAGAAAGGAAGGAAGAGCGUUGAUUGGAUAGACAGAAUCCCAGCUGUUUAGAACUGGUUCGGCUGUUCUUUCAUCGAUCGGGGGAAGGAAUUAUAUAGAAAACUGAAACAGAUAAAAAAAAUGGUUGAAUUGGUUUGGGACUAAUAACUUAAUUGCUUUAGAACUCGUAAUUUGAAUCUUCGAAAGCGGCGGUGUUUACGGAUUGUAGGUGUCGCAAUGGCCGGACAAAAUACGGUUACGAAAGGUAGGGUUUGGUAUAUGUUUUAGAUUUGCUCUUCUUUGAUUUUGAAUGAAAAGAAGAAGAGAAUCUAACCUGCAUGUUCAUGUUGUGGAAAACUGGAAAGCUUGUAAUUAACAACUAUUUUUUCACUAUAGUUUUCAGAGUU
This is a messenger RNA of Hibiscus syriacus, 1664 nucleotides long. RefSeq names its product alpha/beta hydrolase domain-containing protein 17B-like. The transcript has 5 exons. Lineage: Eukaryota; Viridiplantae; Streptophyta; Magnoliopsida; Malvales; Malvaceae. The record is from RefSeq and is a predicted model, not a curated record. Bases 142 to 1329 code for a protein of 395 amino acids.